UGAAACUAGACGGUUGUCUGCUGUGGGGAGGCUGAGUGGGGCGGCGCGCAUCGCCGAGUCGGUUCUCUUCGGAGCCCUCAGAGGGUGCGCCCCCCGGGGCGGUCUUGUUUACGCCUGACGCUCCCUUUUCAGCUUCCUAACGUGAACCGAGUGGCUCCCUCUAGUCACCUGAGCGCUAGCCCUAAAAGAGAGGCGGCACGAUGGAGUUCAAGCUGGAGGCUCACCGCAUCGUCAGCAUCUCGCUGGGCAAGAUCUACAACUCGCGUGUCCAGCGCGGCGGCAUCAAACUGCACAAGAAUCUCCUGGUCUCGCUGGUGCUGCGCAGCGCCCGCCAGGUCUACCUGAGUGACCCGUGCCCUGGUCUCUACCUGGCCGGCCCCGCGGGGACUCCGGCGGUGCCGCCACCGCAGCCCGGGGAGCCGGCGUCCGGGCCACCUGCCGGCUGGGGAGAGCCGCCUCCGCCGGCCUCCCGCGCCGCCUGGCCGGAGAGCGAGGCGCAGCCGGAGCGCCCCGAGGUCCCCAACGCGCCGCGGGCGGGGAGCGCAGCAGAUCCCGCGGCCACCGAGGCCGGAGCGGGGAACGUGGCGGAAGCUGCCGGGGACCGCGUGGACGGACCGCGCGUGGCGGCGGCUGGGGAAGUCUCGGACGUGUCCCUCCGCGCCGACUGUCGCUGCGAGUCCCCCGCGCCACCAGUCGUGUGUCCCAGGAAGCGUGGCGCGGCGGGGGCGGGCGGCGGCCAUGCGGGCUGCCCGGCGCCCGGCUCAACCCCGCUCAAGAAGCCGCGCCGGAACUCGGAGGAGCAGAGCGGCGGGGGCGAGGAGGACGGUGAGGAGGAGAUGGAGACGGGGAACGUGGCUAACCUCAUCAGCAUCUUCGGUUCCAGUUUCUCGGGACUCUUACGGAAAAGCCCCGGGGGCGGCCGGGAGGAGGAGGAGGCCGCGGAGAGCGGCCCGGAAGCCGCUGAGCCCGGGCAGAUCUGCUGCGAUAAGCCGGUGCUGAGAGACAUUAACCCCUGGAGCACAGCCAUCGUGGCCUUCUGAGCCCGGCGCCCCAUGCGGGUGGAGGUGCAGCAGCGAGCGUCCCCGAAGGGAGGGCCGGGCCUCUUUCCGGCUGCGAGGACGCCCGAGACCGCAGGCGCCGAGCGCGCGGGGCGCUGGUGGCCGCCGGGCAGCCCCUGACCCCGGUUUGGCCCUGCUGCCCGCUAUCCUCGGUUCAGCUGGGAACCGGGAGUCCGAGGCUGAGUGCGAGAGGACGGUCGUUCUCCUUUGUGUAUGUAUAUGUCUGCGUCUGUAAGUUUGUCUUGUUGAAUUGAGACUUAUUUUGUCCUUCUGGAAUGCAUCACCCCUUCCCCGGGGCUUAAGACUUUGGGGACAGACAGGGACUUUCCUCUGCCCGGAGCACGGAGAAGGAAGCGGUGAAAGGCUCGGGGUCGGGAGUUCCCCGCUCGAUGGUGGGGGAGGGAGGGACUUCACGCGCCCCUCUCUGGAAGCGAAGCCGCCCGGGGGCCAGGCGUUUCCUCCCAGGAUUUCCGCGGGCCGGAGUGGACGUGGGUUCCUUGUCUUCCUCCCACCAUCCUCUCGCACAGAAGAAACAUACCCCGCGGGUACUCUGGAAAAGGAGUGUCAAGGAACCUUCACUUCCCCCCAGGGGAAUAAAGCUUGAUGAACUUCACCGGAGAGGUCAAGCUUGCAAAUAAGGAGUUUCUAGAGAAAAGAUGUAUUUUUAAAAGCUCUAGCUCAGAACUACCACACAGUGCUUUUAAAAAGUGUUUAAUGAAACAAAGUUUACAGACAGAAGCCCUAAAUGGAAAGAUCUUAUGGUUUUGUAGAUACGGUGACUCCAGUCUUUGUUGUAUAAAGGUUGGGGAAGCUGAUAAGGUUUUUGUACAGUAUUUUCUCCUUCGUUGUAUUGACUUUUGUAUAAAAAUGUAACUUACGUGUCUAACACGUAUUAAAUAUUUUGAAGCAACUUCACUGCCUCCUUGUCUAUAUAAAUCACUUGUCUGGGUUUCCAGCAAAGAGGGAAGAGGGAAGCUAAGGCCUAGGCUAGCGAAUUGAAGGUGUGGUUCUUAGUAUCAGACUAAGGGUAUUAUUUGCUGACUUCACAAAGUAUCAAGAGACGCACGUUGCAGGUUUCACCCCCAUAGCAUAGGACUGCUAUUAGACACACUAGUAUGAGAGACUGCCAGUUUCUUGAAAACUGUUCCUGCAACUGCCUUUUUUAUAGUCAGUCAACUGAGGUAAAUUUGAUUUUCUACAGCCCAGCCUGACGGUGUCUGUUUAACAUUAGAUAAUCGAGUCACCAACUUGUGAAGCCCUUCUUACACACAAAAAUGUUUUUCACUAAAACUUUCUUGUAGUCUCCUGUUAAGCUUUUAGCUUUGAAGUGAAGUGGGAAAGAAAAAAGUUUAGAUCAUAGCUACUUUAGAAGUCUAUUAGAAUCAGAGGGAGAAGCUUAUGAGACUGCUUGUCCAAGUGCUCAGGACCACCUCUGCAUUCCAUUACAUGUCCAAGUUGAAUUUUUCUUUUUUCUUUUACUACUACAGCUGUGGAAAAUAAGUGCAUUAGUGAAAGUGAAAUUCUGUGUGUCAAACCAGAUAAGGAAGGAGGCUAGGUAAAUUAUGCAGCAAAACUUCCUGAUUUGCUUUUGUCACCUAAGUGAUGACAUCAGUGUUUUGGUCCUGAUAAAGCACUUAGGUGAUGACAGACAAGUCAUUUUACUAAAAUUACUGCUUUUAAGGGAGCUUUUUGUCUAAAGCAAAAUGUUCAAUAGUUGAAAGGUUUUCAAUAAUCUCUUAUUUCAGUAGCAAACCAAGUGGGGAGUGGUGUUUUAAAACGUGGUUGCCAGUUCUUUAAAAGAUGGUUCCAGUUUAUGAGUACAUAGAGUGUUUAAGAGGCAGGAGAAACUGAGGAAAGGGACAAAGCUUUAAGUAAAGG
Molecule: messenger RNA, 2936 nt
Organism: Castor canadensis (American beaver)
Lineage: Eukaryota; Metazoa; Chordata; Mammalia; Rodentia; Castoridae
Gene: Ier5
Product: immediate early response 5
Source: RefSeq, a predicted model, not a curated record